Molecule: messenger RNA, 2370 nt
Organism: Vombatus ursinus (common wombat)
Lineage: Eukaryota; Metazoa; Chordata; Mammalia; Diprotodontia; Vombatidae
Gene: USH1C
Product: USH1 protein network component harmonin
Exons: 21
Coding region: 87-1748 (553 amino acids)
Biological process (GO): inner ear auditory receptor cell differentiation; inner ear morphogenesis; retinal cone cell development
Cellular component (GO): photoreceptor inner segment; plasma membrane; stereocilium tip
Molecular function (GO): protein binding
Source: RefSeq, a predicted model, not a curated record
CUCCCAGGGGUUUGUCCCAGUCUAGCUGCCUCCAGUCUGAACCCAGAGAAGUCGCGCGGUUCGGUGCGACACGGCCCGGCCCGACAAUGGACAGGAAGGUGGCCCGGGAAUUCCGACACAAGGUAGAUUUCCUCAUUGAAAAUGAUGCCGAGAAGGAUUACCUGUAUGAUGUUCUACGCAUGUACCACGAGGCCAUGGAUGUCUCUGUGCUGGUGGGUGACCUGAAGUUGGUGAUCAAUGAACCCAAUCGCCUGCCCCUGUUUGAUGCUGUCCGGCCCCUGAUCCCACUGAAGCACCAGGUGGAAUAUGAUCAGCUGACGCCCAGGCGUUCCAGAAAGCUAAAAGAGGUGCGCUUAGACCGAACGCAUCCUGAAGGUCUGGGCAUUAGUGUGCGUGGAGGCCUGGAAUUUGGCUGUGGUCUUUUCAUAUCCCACCUCAUCAAAGGAGGACAAGCAGACAACGUCGGGCUCCAGCUUGGUGAUGAGAUCGUCCGGAUCAAUGGAUACUCUAUAUCUUCCUGUACCCAUGAGGAAAUCAUCAACCUCAUCCGAACCAAGAAGACUGUGUCCAUCAAAGUGAGGCACAUUGGCAUGAUCCCUGUGAAAAAUUCUCCUGAUGAGUCUCUCAAGUGGCAGUUUGUGGACCAGUUUGUGGCAGAGUCAGGGGGUGGAAGGGGUGGUCUGCCCUCUCUUGGAAACCGAGAACACAGAGAGAAGAAAGUCUUCAUCAGUCUGAUUGGUUCUCGAGGCCUGGGAUGCAGCAUUUCAAGUGGCCCCACCCAGAAGCCAGGCAUCUUUAUCAGCAACGUGAAGCCAGGUUCCCUUUCUGCAGAAGUUGGACUAGAGACAGGAGAUCAGAUUGUCGAAGUAAACGGCAUUGACUUCAGCAACAUGGAUCACAAAGAGGCUGUGAACGUGCUAAAAAGCAGUAGAAGCCUGACCAUCUCCAUUGUUGCUGGAGCUGGCCGGGAGCUCUUCAUGACAGAGCGGGAGCGACAGGCAGAAGUGCGACAGCGGGAGCUGGAUCGGCAGGAGCUGAUGCUGCAGAAGCGUCUGGCAAUGGAGUCCAAUAAAAUCCUCCAAGAGCAGCAGGAGAAAGAGAGACAGAGGAAGAAGGAGAUUGCUCAGAAGGCUGCAGAAGAGAAUGAGAGAUAUCGGAAAGAGAUAGAGCAGAUCACAGAAGAUGAAGAAAGGUUCAAGAAGCAAUGGGAAGAAGAAUGGGGCUCAAAGGGCCAGCUCGUGAUGCCUAAGACCGUCACAGCUGAGGUGCACCCGCCACCACCACGCAAGCCCAAAUUAGACGAAAAGGGAGUGGAGUCUCCACCACAUGCUGACGAUGACCUGAACGGAGGGACCAAGAAUCAGCGAGUGCAGGAUUUCAGGAAAUAUGAGGAAGACUUUAACCCUUAUUCCAUGUUCCUCCCAGAGCAGAUCACGGGGAAAGAUGUCCGGCUUCUACGAAUUAAAAAGGAAGGGUCAUUAGAUCUGGCUGUUGAAGGUGGUGUCGAUUCCCCCAUUGGGAAAAUUGUAGUGUCUGCUGUGUAUGAAGACGGGGCUGCUGAUCGUCACGGUGGCAUUGUGAAAGGUGAUGAGAUCAUGGCAAUUAAUGGUAAGAUUGUAAUGGACUUCACCUUGGCAGAGGCCCAAGCAACCCUACAGAAGGCCUGGAACCAGGGCGGGGAUUGGAUCGAUUUGGUCAUUGCAGUGUCCCCACCCAAGGAGUACGACGAUGAACUGACAUUUUUUUGAAGUCUAGGAGACACCAAAUCCACGCCUAGCUGACAUCCGACCUCUGAUUCUUCCAUCUGAACCUGUGACUGGUCAUCUGCUUUUAGGAAUGUCAUAUCACUCUGAUUUUGGUCCUCACAGACCACGGGAUCCUUUUCUGGGAGGUUCCACAAGCAGUCAGCAGGAUGUCUUCCCAUCUAUCAUUCAACACUAAUGCUUCCUUGAGCAUUCCUGAGCAGCUCAGUCCUGCCCACCUCCUCUCCAGGCUGAAGCCCAGAAGAGCCUGGAGGGAGCUCCCAGGAGGGGACUGGGGGUGGAGGGGUGACUUUGAUGAGACGGAGGGGAGUCCUUUAUCAGCACAGUACUUUGCUAUUUCUAAUUCCAUCUCCUUACCUGUGAAUUUGGUUUCUCCACAACCCCCAAAACUCCACAGAGAACUAUUAGGAAUUAGAGCUUCAAAUCCCUCCCUCUAUCUAUCUUCCAUCUCUGCCCAGAAUAAGGAUUUAGAGAAAAAUACCAUUAAGCUCUGGAGUACCCUCCCCAGUGCUCUCUGAAAUAUUUUCCUCGGGUUGCAAUUAUUUUGGGGUUGGGGGCAGAGUACCCUCCUCAAAACUGGCCAAUAAAUUGAUUACCUGACUGUCAA